Spea bombifrons (plains spadefoot toad) is the source of this 1160-nucleotide messenger RNA. RefSeq names its product phosphodiesterase 6D (gene PDE6D). The transcript has 5 exons. The record is from RefSeq and is a predicted model, not a curated record. The coding region runs from base 638 to 1087 and encodes 149 amino acids. Lineage: Eukaryota; Metazoa; Chordata; Amphibia; Anura; Pelobatidae. Gene Ontology annotation, cellular component: cytoplasm. Gene Ontology annotation, biological process: sensory perception of light stimulus.
UCGGCCCGCAGUCAAGGAGGAGCUUCUCACGCCUCGGGUAAUCCUCUUAUCCGGACCCUAAACUGUUACCCCGAGAAAAAGCGGCCUUCGAACCCGGACAUUGAUGAUUAGGGGCCCAGUGCGAUCUGUCUACAUAUCUGUCAGCGCCUUAUCCCUCCCCUAUACCGGAAUUUCUACAAAGCUUUGCAGGAGCGGGACUGUCCAUUAAGUGGCAUUGGACUGAAACUGACAAACAGCCUGAGUUGACAGUCACCGGCCCCUAUAAUAGACCUGACACCGGCUCACAUCACCUGGUUGCCUGUCUGCACCGACCAGCUUGGGGUGCUCGUUCUGGCCCACUUCAUCUACCUGGGCUGGAUCGGGAGCUCCUCACCUGUUAGUACCGACCACACAGACAGCUCUCCUUACCGGAACCGUAAUGCUACUGCGUUCGGUAGUAAACCGCUCGAUCCAUACGGUAUAAAGUAGCCGAAUCAUUUUAAUUCCAAUUCUGUAAACGGCGACAGAAGCUUCCGUAACUUUACACAAUUUAAGAUCUCUGGGAUUCGUCGCAUUUCUCUGAUCACAACUGGCACCAGAACUCCAUCAUUUAACAGUAUCUAACACGAGUCAUCUACCGGACGUAAAAUAACCCAACAUGUCUAAGGAUGAGCGAGCCACGGAGAUCCUGAAAGGAUUCAAACUAAAUUGGAUGAAUCUUCGUGAUGCUGAAACAGGGAAAAUCUUGUGGCAAGGAACAGAAGAUCUGUCUGUCCCAGAUGUGGAGCAUGAAGCUCGCGUACCCAAGAAAAUUCUAAAAUGUAAGGCUGUGUCCAGGGAGCUAAACUUCUCAUCUGCACAGCAGAUGGAGAAAUUCAGGCUAGAGCAGAAAGUCUACUUUAAGGGCCAGUGCCUAGAAGAAUGGUUCUUUGAGUUCGGCUUUGUGAUCCCUAAUUCAAUGAACACCUGGCAAUCUUUAAUAGAGGCUGCACCUGAAUCUCAGAUGAUGCCAGCAAAUGUUUUAACUGGUAACGUCGUCAUAGAAACAAAGUUCUACGAUGAUGACCUCCUUGUUAGUACUUCCAAGGUCAGGCUCUUCUACGUUUGAAGAAGGAAUUUUCUGGAUUCCACCCAUUUUUUUUCUUUUCCAUGUUUCCAUAUUUUAUUUUAUUUUUUGAGAC